UGUGACAAUAAUUUAUCGCUCUGCUUCGAUAAUUACGAGUUAUGAUUGACAUAGAUCUAUGGUUGACAUUUUAAUAAUAAACUUAAUUCAUAAUAAAUUAUAAUUAGUUAUCAUGAAGGAAAAGUUUGAUGCAGCAACCUUGAUUGCUGAAGUUCGUCGUCGGCCAAUUUUAUGGCAAAGCAACAACAAAUGUUUCAAAAAUAAAACAGUCACCGAUAUUCUUUGGGAAGAAGUAGGAAAAGAAUGCAGUUGUCCAGGUGCAGUAGCGAAACAAAAAUGGAAAAAUUUGAAAGACAAUUAUCGAAGAAAACUCCGAAGGCAAUCGUGUUACAUGAUUAAAUGGUCUUAUUUCCCAUUGAUGGAUUUUAUAAAGGAUUAUAUAGCUCCAGCUCAAAAUAAAAAGUGUUUACCUGGAAACGUUGUUAAAGAUGAGCCGGAAGAUUUUAUUGAUGCAAACGAAUUAAUUGCUUCCUUUCCAAAUGGUUAUUUAGAUAAUUGUGCAGAUAAUUUUUCAGAUGUACCCGUUGUAACUUCUUCAAAUGAUUCCACAAGGAAUUAUAAAAAACGACGUGUUGAUGUAAAUGAAGAGUAUGUACAACUUGAAGAACCUGGGUUGAAACUGUUAGAGAAAGAAUUGAGUAAAGAAAAUGAAGAAUCGUUUGAUUUUUAUUUUUUCAAGAGCUUACUUCCGUUUAUGGAAAAAUUAUCUCCUCUAGAGAAGUUGGAAGUGCGAGGAGAAAUACAGAAUAUAAUUGUAAAAAAACUACAAACUGUGAAUAGUCACUGAACAGUCAAAUAAAAUGUUGGUUUAAUAUUA
This is a messenger RNA of Psylliodes chrysocephalus, 817 nucleotides long. The record is from the annotation of a GenBank genome assembly. NCBI's taxonomy places the organism in Eukaryota, Metazoa, Arthropoda, Insecta, Coleoptera, Chrysomelidae.